Messenger RNA from Acipenser ruthenus (sterlet), 2335 nucleotides. Its product is annotated as sepiapterin reductase-like. The transcript has 3 exons. Gene Ontology annotation, biological process: tetrahydrobiopterin biosynthetic process. The record is from RefSeq and is a predicted model, not a curated record. Lineage: Eukaryota; Metazoa; Chordata; Actinopteri; Acipenseriformes; Acipenseridae. Bases 512 to 1327 code for a protein of 271 amino acids. Gene Ontology annotation, molecular function: sepiapterin reductase (NADP+) activity.
UGCAGUGCCCGCUGGGUGUUUUCUGCAAUCUUUCCAAAAUACGUCCUCAGGGCGUUUAAAAUGAAAAAAAGUGACUGGAAUCCAUCCUCUUGUCCUCACAGUCUGGAAUACGAACUCAACAUUUGAGAGGCUAAGAGGACGGAUUCCGGAACAUGCUCAGUAGUGUUUACACUAGCAAAAAGAUCCGACCUCUUAUCCUUUUGAUCCGGAAUAUUUGUGCCAGCGUAAACGCACCUAGUGAUUACCCUGUUACGAGUUGCGCACACAGCGCUACCCUGUGUGAGCUACACUGUGGGAGCCUUUGUUUUGCAGCAAUACCCCUCUCGAUUCGCGAGGUGCAUUGUGAAAUCUGAAACGCCACGUCACUUCGGAGCCAGCCUAGGCAGAUCACGAAUGUUCCUUAGUUUGAACGUACUUGGUUGUAUUUGUUUCCUGUUCUUAAAUACUAUUGCUAUUUAAAAUCAAGCUAGAAGUAUCUCACAUUCAAUUCGCAGGAAAACACCAGUCAGAGAUGCAGACCAACGAUGGCAGGACGGGAAACGCGGAUCUCGGAAAGGCCCUGUGCAUCAUCACCGGAGCAUCCAAAGGCUUUGGCAGGAGCUUAGCCCAGCUUGCCAGCACCCUCCUGCGGCCCGGCUCUGUGAUGGUGCUGGUCGCGAGAUCGGGGGACAAGCUGCGGGAGGUGCAGUCUGAAAUCUCAGGCACUAUCCCAGCCAAAGACGGUUUAGAAAUUAGAUGUGUGGAAGCGGACCUCGGGAGAAAAGAAGGGCUGCAGGAGGUAGUGAGAGUGGUGUCUGGAAUCGAACCGCAAGCCAUCGACCACGUCCUUCUCAUCAACAACGCAUCUGCACUAGGAGAUGUCUCCCGUUUCGCUGCAGAUUUCACGUGCCUUGCCGAGGUGGACUCCUACCUUUCCUUCAACGUGAGCUCUAUGCUGUGCCUCACUGCCUCUGUGCUGAAGGCGUUUCCACGGCGAGACGGGCUGAGGCGCAGCAUGGUCAAUGUGAGCUCUCUGUGUGCUCUCCAGCCCUUCAAGUCCUGGUCUCUGUACUGCAUGGGCAAGGCUGCCCGGGAGAUGCUUUUCAGAGUGCUGGCAGAGGAAGAGCCUGACGUGAGAGUGUUGAACUACGCACCAGGUCCUCUCGAUACAGACAUGCAGCUGGAGGCUCGCUCACUCUCUGGAGACCUGGAGUUGCGGCAGACCUUCAACAGCUUGCAUGCCAGCGGCCAGCUGCUCUCCUGCUCCCAGUCCGCCACCAAACUGAUGCAGCAGCUACUGAGAGACGAGUUCGAGUCAGGAGCCCACAUAGACUACUACGAUGUGUAGAGCCCAGUCUGACAGGAGUGCACGUGCGGGCCAGGCCUCUGGACUGACCUGCAUAUCCUAACAGGUUUUCAUUUUGUGAAUCUAUUGAAAAGUACAAGAAAGUGAGAGUGUGUACCUCAGUCAUAACCUGGACACCCCUGCCUACCUGCCAGCCUGCCUUCCUGCUAUUCAGUCCUGGGCAUCUCUCUAGCAGGGAUAGCCAGUUGUGCCUUGUUAUUGGAUAAAGGCAUCUGCCAAAUAAACAAAUAAUAAUAUUGGGGCUAAUGGGAAUUGAGUUUAGUUGCACUGGCACUGAAAUACAGUUAGCACAAAUUCGAAUGUUUGCUGAGUUCACUAACAGGGGGUGUCUAUCAUCCCUCUGCUGUUUGUAAGCAGUACUCACUUUUUUUAAGGGGAAGUUUUUAUGUGCAAAAUCUACAUUCCAUUAAAUACAAAAAUAAAAAAAAUCCUUAGCAGCCUCAGUUUCCAUUUCUAAGGAGAUAUUGAAUAAAAUGUGUUUUAAAUGAAGCGCACAUAGAAAACAUUUACGUUUUUUCUUCCCUAAUUCAGUGAUGCAAGUUUGAUUUAUUAUUGCCAUACAACAGGAAAUACCGUCAGUCUAAAGCAGCGCUGAAUUAUUUUGACUGAAUGAACACCUCUGAUCUUUUAAAGCAAACCCUUAAAAGGAAUGUGUUUAUUCAGGUCCAGUGAUAAGUCUAAUAGGUGUGUCCAGUUAUCAGGUAUGCCUACACACAAAAAAACUAAACACUAAGAAACAGAACCCUGUGUCUGGAAAUGUUUCAUUUGUUUUCAGGUGGGGUGUGUAGGUACCGAGCACAGUGAAAAUGUCUUUGCUGUGUAUGGUGGAAUAAACCAAGCCCUGUUUCUGUUUCCCUGCUCACUGUUGUACUGCUCUGUAUCAUGUCUAAGUCAUGCAUUGUUGUAAUGUGCCUUUCCCUGAUGUAAAGAGAUGAUUUUAUCUGAGACACAAUCUAAUAUAAAUGUUUUUAAUAAAAUGCAUUCUCAUCA